AGUUCUAUUAUUUUAGGCAGAAAAAAACGUAUGUGAAUUAAAAAAAUAAAAUGAAAAAUGAGAAUACAAAAAUAAAAAAAAAUAUGCAUAAACAAAAGUAAAUCUUCAAAAUUUCCAAUUUCUACAAUUCUAAAUCCGCAUCACGCACCAGUUAAACAAAAAUCUCAGGGACGGACGAUAUUCUGGCCGAGGAUUCUCCAUGUCGAAGCCCACGGGAGCCGAGCUUUGUCACUGAAUCCCGAGUUUAGCCGCUAGACCGUGUUCAGAUCCUCAUGAGCCGUUUUUCAAGCAUUUUUCUACACAAAUUUCAGAUCAGGUUUCAAAUUACAAUGAGCUUAGUGGGGUCUGAGCUUUAAUUCUAAAGAGAAGACAAGUUGAUUUGCAAGGUUAGGUCACUAUUUCAUUACUGUUGAAAUUUUAAUUUUCCAAGGCUUUUCUUUGUUCCAGUUGGAGUAUUUGAUUGCUGGGAUUUGUUUCUUUGGUUGCUUAUAUUUGAGUAUCUCCUCUUUGUUUAGGUAUGAAUUGUUUGAGUGUGCUAGAUUGUUAGUUUGGGCUUUAUUGUUCAUCAGGCUUUACAAUUUUUGUAUUUCAUUGUUUAUUUGUGAUCUUUUUAUUUAUUGAUUCAAAGUUUUAGGACAAGCUAGAUAAGGGACAUGAUAUGCUAUACAAAUAAUAUUGGUAAAGUUUCUUUGAUUGGAAAGGGGUCUAGAAAACAAGAGUACUGACCUCAGAUAAUCUUCAACUUUUUUCGUCUUUAUGCUAAAUUGGUUAAGAAAAAGAUUAGCUAGCUAGUUUGAACUCUAGCCUAGAAAGUUAGAAACGUAUACUAGCUAGAUCACGUUGGCUUACACAUGAAGGUAGUCAUUAUACUAGAAUGACAUUAUCAGUUUUGGGUUAAUAUGUUAUAGCUUUGAGAUGGACCUUUCCCAUUGUAUUGGUAAGGCGGUCCAUAAGAACAAAAAUUAUUCCUGUCCUUAGCUCCUUGCUCCCCUGCCAUCUAUUAGGUGUUUGAAAAAAAUGCCUUAAUUUAGUUAUGAAGUACAUUUUAAUGAAAUGCCUUAGUGAUCAUUUUCAUUCAAGAAUUCAAUGUAAUUGACUAAUGGGUAUCCAUGGCACUAUUUUAGAAUACCUUGUUACUUUUUUUAGUCUACUUGUUGAUGUGCUCCCGGUUGUUAUUAAUUCAUAACAGUAUGUAUUUACCUUGGGAACUAUAUUUUUUAUGACGAUGUGCUGUGCAUGUUAAAAUGGCUUUUACAAAUAUGCUCAUUGAUAUCGUUAUGCCUGUGAACAAUAUGUAUAAUUAUAAUGAUGUCUAAUCUGUAAUCUUUUUAGGAGGAAGAUGUCAUUUGAUCUAAUUUUGCAGAAAUUAGAAAGAAUAGAAAAUGAGUAACAAAAUGGUCCAAACUUGCUAUAACAAGAACACAUUGGAUCUCCUCUCAAAAAAAAAAAAAAAAAAAAAGAGAACAUAUUGGAUCAGUAAUCAUGGAACGAGUGGAUAACGUGAAGAAAUAGGUUACCUCACAAAUAGGAAGGAUUCAAAGCUAUAAAUUGUUUUUGGGCAAUUAGAAAUUUGGAAAAGAACACGGCAUGGAUCUUGUUAAUCUUUCCACAUUGCAGCUUAGAAGACCCAAUCUUUGUGGAAUCUUCACAUUGCCAUCUACAAAUAUGCACGGUAAAAUUACAUUUGCUACAGAUUUGACUUUGAAGCCAUUGGUUGUUAGUGCCAGGGCAAAUACCAGAAAGGAAAGUCCGAAAAUUCGAAAUAGAAGAAUGCAAAAGAAGUUUAAUGGCACUUCUACAAAACCGAGACUUUCUGUAUUUUGUUCAGACAAGCAGUUGUAUGCUAUGCUGGUAGAUGAUCAAAAUAAGAAGUGUCUGUUUUAUGGUAGCACCCUGCAGAAAUCAAUACGUCAGAAUCCCCAUUUUAGCACCAUUGAUGCUGCUAAACGCGUUGGUGAGGAGCUGAUCAAGACUUGUAGUGAUCUCAACAUACAUGAAAUUUCAGUUUAUGAUUGCAAUGGCUUGGCUCGUGGUGAAAGAAUGCAAGCUUUUGAGAUUGCAAUUUGCAGUUACGGUUUUUUGCCCAGAUGAACUGUGUUACUGAUGCAUAUAUUGUAAGUCAUACUAAAUUUAAUUAUUGUAUUAUUUUGCUACAGUUUAUCCAAGUAUAUCAGUAGUAAGUGUUAUUCCACGAAGAUUGCGUUUGGUUGGUGUUAAUAUUCUUUUAUUUAGUUGUAUUUUAAAAUAUUAGAAUGUUAUUCUACUAUAUUAAAAAAAUAAUUAUUCUAUUUUAAAAUAAAAAAAAAGAACAUUACAUAAAAAAA
Cannabis sativa is the source of this 2324-nucleotide messenger RNA. RefSeq names its product large ribosomal subunit protein uL18c. The transcript is spliced from 6 exons. The record is from RefSeq and is a predicted model, not a curated record. Gene Ontology annotation, cellular component: ribosome. Gene Ontology annotation, molecular function: 5S rRNA binding; structural constituent of ribosome. Gene Ontology annotation, biological process: translation. NCBI's taxonomy places the organism in Eukaryota, Viridiplantae, Streptophyta, Magnoliopsida, Rosales, Cannabaceae. The coding region runs from base 1588 to 2091 and encodes 167 amino acids.